Messenger RNA from Canariomyces notabilis, 381 nucleotides. RefSeq lists its product as uncharacterized. The transcript has a single exon. Lineage: Eukaryota; Fungi; Ascomycota; Sordariomycetes; Sordariales; Chaetomiaceae. The record is from RefSeq and is a predicted model, not a curated record. Bases 1 to 381 code for a protein of 126 amino acids.
AUGUACACCAAGACGCUCUUUGUUGCUCUGCUUGCGGCCACGACGGCCUCGGCUUCGGCCAUCCGCUACCGUCAAGCUCAGGCUGACGGUGCCGCCGACUUUGGCCAGUGCGUGCCAACCAUGGACUUCCAGUUCGGCCGUGCAGGCCGGGAUGCCGAUGAGGGCACCUUCCUUCCCACCGACCCUCUGGUCGCCCAGGGCCAGCAGGACGCCCUGAACCCAAACAUUAUCACCAACCGCAUCUGCGAUCAGCUCGUCAAUGUGUGCGAGGCCAACGACGCUGCUAUCCAACUGUGCGAGCAGGCCCAGGCCGAAGUGGCAGCUCUCGGCACAAAGGACGCAACCACUGCCGACGCCUUCAACGCUGCCCUUGGCUUCUGA